Molecule: messenger RNA, 1047 nt
Organism: Micromonas pusilla CCMP1545
Lineage: Eukaryota; Viridiplantae; Chlorophyta; Mamiellophyceae; Mamiellales; Mamiellaceae
Product: RNA pseudouridylate synthase
Exons: 2
Coding region: 1-1047 (348 amino acids)
Biological process (GO): pseudouridine synthesis
Molecular function (GO): RNA binding; pseudouridine synthase activity
Source: RefSeq, a predicted model, not a curated record
AUGCCGGACGCGUCGGACGCGUCGGCGGACGCGUCCGCCGCGUAUCCGCGUCCGUGCGCGCGGCCCGGGCUUCCCGGGGACGACGCGCGCGAGAUCGAGUCUCGACGCGCGGUCAGAGCGAAGGCUCGAGGGGAAUCGCUCGCGGCGUCGGACGUGCCGGUCCUCCGCCGCGACGACGCCGACGCCGACGCCGACGGCGAUGGCGGCGGCGCGUUCGUCGUCGUGCGCAAGCCCGCGGGAGUGUACGUCGACGACGUCCUCGCCGCGCUCGAGCGCGACGCGAGCGCGAGCGCGAGCGCGUCGCCGUCGCCGUCGCCGCGUCGUCUCCACCUCGCGCACAGGCUCGACAGGGACACGAGCGGAUGUCUCGUCGUCGCGACGUCGACGCGCGCGUGCGCGGCGCUCACGCGCGCGUUCGCGGACGGGAAAGUCCGGAAGGAGUACCUCGCGCACUGCAGCAGCGCCGCGGCGUCGUCGUCGUCCGAGCCGCGCGAGCCGGAUCCGAGCCCGUCGCCGUCGCUCGACGGCGCGCGCCCGCUGACGCUGCGGACGGGGCACGGCCGCUCGAGAAACGGGCUGUGGCGCGUCUACCCGCUCUCCGACGUCGGACGCGCGCUCCCGCGCGACCCGGGUCGCAAGACGACGCUCGUGAAGAUCGCGGAGACGUCGCUCGUCGUCGUCGCGACGGCGGCGGCGCGCGGCGGCGGCGGUGGCGGCGAGAGGUCGAGGUGCGCGUACGUGCGCGCGACGCCGACGACGGGGCGGACGCAUCAGAUUCGGUUGCACUGCGCGCACGCGGGCGCCGCGAUCGUGGGGGACGUCAAGUACGGCGGUCCGCGCGUCGUCGAAGAAGAAGAAGAAGAAGAAGAGAAAGAGAAAGAAACGCAAGAAGAUGAUGCGUUGAUAGAUACUCGUUUCGACGGGUUUCGAUUGCACGCGGCGAAGAUCGCGUUCCCGCAUCCGACGAGGGAGGGACAGACGGUGGAGGUGGAGUGUCCGCCGCCGGGUUGGUGGCGGGAGGCUGGAGAGAGCGUGAGAAUACAGUAG